This is a messenger RNA of Nelumbo nucifera (sacred lotus), 1858 nucleotides long. Its product is annotated as Transmembrane amino acid transporter family protein. Lineage: Eukaryota; Viridiplantae; Streptophyta; Magnoliopsida; Proteales; Nelumbonaceae. Gene Ontology annotation, cellular component: vacuolar membrane. Gene Ontology annotation, molecular function: L-amino acid transmembrane transporter activity. Gene Ontology annotation, biological process: amino acid transmembrane transport. The record is from RefSeq and is a predicted model, not a curated record.
CAACUCGUUCAGCUAUCAAGCAAAAUUCUCCAGGUAUCCUCGACUGAGUGAUCGAGCUAGCAUUAGAUAGCCAAAGCUUGGUGGAGCGACUUCGCAAAGCAAAUGCUGGGUGGUAAGCUGCUGAAGUCAACCCAGUGGUGGUCAUGUCUGGGUUCAAAACUUCCACCGCACCGGAAUCAAGUAGCGAGUGAGUCAGUCCAUGGUUCUCGCCUUGCAGCUGAUGAGUUGAAGAGUUGCCAGGUCUGUUUAGAGGAGAACAAGGCGUGUAAGUGUAGACCAGGAGAAGACAUCGAUGAGCAGUUGAAGAAAGAAGUUAAUUGCACAGAUGGUGGUGAUCACCACGUGAAGGCAAAUACUUCUUUUGCUCAUGCUGUCAUCAACAUGAUUGGAAUGCUGAUAGGCCUUGGGCAACUAUCAACCCCUUACGCUCUAGAGAAUGGAGGUUGGACUUCUGCAUUCCUUCUUGUAGGGCUUGGGAUUGUCUGUGCGUAUACAACAUAUUUACUAGGGAAAUGUCUCCAACAGAAUGCAAAGUCAAAAGACUACCCAGAUAUUGGAGAACAUGCAUUUGGACUUAAGGGGAGAAUUAUCGCUUCUACUUUUAUCUACAUGGAAAUCUUCAUGGCCCUUGUUUCCUACACAAUCUCUCUGAGUGAUAACUUGACCACUGUUCUUUCUGGGACACACCUCAGUGUGCCAUGGGUGCACCUAUCUACCUCUCAGCUUCUCACAGGUAUGGCGGUCUUGGUGGCACUGCCUAGUCUGUGGUUGAGAGACCUUUCUUCUAUAUCCUUCCUUUCAUCCGGAGGAAUUCUUAUGUCUCUGAUCAUCUUUUUAAGUGUACCAUUCACAGCAGUUUUUGGUGGUGUUCGAGCUAACCACAGCAUUCCUGUGAUUCAACUACAAAAAAUUCCUGCAAUAUCUGGUCUUUAUGCUUUCAGUUUUGCUGGCCAUAUUGUUUUCCCCAACAUUUAUACAGCCAUGAAGGAUCCUUCUAAGUUUACCAAGGUUUCAAUUGUGAGCUUCACUCUUGUUACGAUCCUGUACACAGCUCUUGCAUUCAUGGGUGCAAAGUUGUUUGGGCCUGAAGUCAAAUCCCAGAUCACUCUCAGCAUGCCCAGACACCUGAUUAUUACAAAACUUGCACUGUGGGCAACUAUAUUGACACCGAUGACAAAGUAUGCACUUGAAUUUGCCCCGUUCGCAAUGCAACUUGAGCAGAAUCUUCCUUGCUCUCUGAGUUCUAGAAUGAAGAUGUUCAUCAGAGCAAGUGUUGGGUCAUUGCUACUUCUAGGAAUCCUGGUUUUAGCUCUCCUGGUUCCUUAUUUCCAGCACGUCCUUGGCCUUACGGGAUCUCUUGUUAGCAUUUGUAUUUCGAUUAUUUUUCCUUGUGUGUUCUACACCAGGAUUUAUUGGUCUCAAAUUUCAAGGUCUCUCGUAGUGCUUAAUCUGACCCUUAUUUUGAUUGGCUCUCUUUUGGCGGUAUUCGGGAGCAUUUCGUCUUCAAUAUCACUUUUGGAAAGCAUAACAAGAGGUCAUGCACAUUGAAGGAAUGCCAAGAAGAUGCGUUCAUAUAUGUUGUUGUGGUGGUUGUUUUUAUGGUUACUGUUUUUUAUCUUCAAACAAGAAAGCAGGAUGGAGUCCUUAGUUAAUACGCAAUUCGUCCUCAUGUUGUUUUAAAGGAGCUAGCACUGAGAAGCUGAGAUGGAUGUUCGGUUGGAAUCAGUACAUCUAUAUAUAUUUUAGUAAAAUGUCUUUUAUUUUCCCCAAGAAGUACGAGUAGGGUCUCUGUAUCUCUUACAGUAGUUUUCAAAAUAACACAAUAUCCCCAACUACUUUUGGGAUUUGGACUUUGGGA